AUGAUGACGGUAGCGAUGACGAAAACGGCGACGCUGACGAUGAUAACAACAGCAUCAGUCGAGCUUAUGAUGGUGAAGGCGACAAGCCCUUGUUGGUCCCAGAGAGAUCUCAAAAUUUUACUUCUGCAACGGAACAGCAAAAUCAAGAGCAAAAUCGGUUGCGCUCGGAAAAAACAGCAGCGUUGCGUGGCCGUUCACACGUUCCGGUAA
Gongylonema pulchrum is the source of this 210-nucleotide messenger RNA. Lineage: Eukaryota; Metazoa; Nematoda; Chromadorea; Rhabditida; Gongylonematidae. The record is from the annotation of a GenBank genome assembly.